GUGAUUUAAUUCGUUUGUGAAAUUUCUAUAAAUAAAUAUGGAAAAGGAAAGCUUUUUCAUUAUGCUAAUGCUGCUGUUAGUUAUUCCAUGGACCUUGCAAGGCAAGGCAGCCGUUUCUAGUGUGAAGAAAAAGGACCCAGUUAAAGAUUGUGUUAUAGAUACGAAAAAUAAAACAAACAAUUGCCAAAACACAACAGCUCUUCCAAUUUUUAAUCAGACGGUGACACCGAAGCCCAAGUUGGCUGAAUUUCAAAUUGAGCAACGCAAGACAAUCAGCAUCACUAAAGAUGAUCUCAACGACCUCUUGGAUGUUUACAUGACCAAAUUGGCAGAAAAUGCUGUGGCUAUAAAUGAGAAAGAGCACGAAAUUGAUCAAUUGCAAUCGCUUAAUAAAACUGAAGAGGAUCACAUGAAAAAGUAUCAGGAACUGUCAGAUGCUUGCAAUGCUCAAAAUGUAUCUUUCGCUACCGUUUUAAAUGAAAAGGAUGCACUCAUCAAGAAUUUAAGAAUAAAUUCAAGUAUUAUUGAGACGAGACUGAAACGCAAGCAACAUUUCAUGAGUAUAUAUAAAAAGCUAAAUGCAACCAACACGGCAACAAUAAGAGAUCUUAAGAAAAGAGUGCUCUACUUGGAGGCAAGGCUUAAGGAAAGAAAAGAUGAUUUACUGGCCGAUUGGGAGGCGGCAACCGACAGUUGUCUACCGCAUGGAAAUUCAUUUGGGAUACACUUGAUACAAUUGCCCGACUUUCGACCGUUUUUAGUGCCCUGCGAUGGUUCUACUGUAGCCGGAGCUGGCUGGACGGUUAUACAGCGACGAUUGGAUGGAUCUGUGGACUUUUAUCGCAACUGGGAUGAGUAUCGCAAAGGAUUUGGCAAACUAACUGGCGAGUUCUUUAUUGGUCUGGAGAAGCUGCAUAGACUGACAACAUUUCAACCCCACGAGCUUUACGUCUCGUUGAAACUUUUUAAUGGCACCAAGCGAUAUGCGCUAUAUGAGGACUUCGUAAUCGGAAGCGAGGCGGAGGGCUACGAGUUGAAAUUGCUAGGUCAUUAUCAUGGCGACGCCAGCGAUGCAUUGCGAACUCAUGAUAAAAUGAAAUUCUCGACUUAUGAUAGGGACCACGACGAGUUUACUCACAUGAAUUGCGCUGAACAUCACCAUGGUGCCUGGUGGUAUGACUUCUGCUCCCGAAGCAACCUCAAUGGAAAGUAUUUUAAGAGGCAAACCGAUGAUGCGCAAGGUAUCUUUUGGGAACGUUGGUAUAGCUACCAGUCUCUCAAGUCUGUGGAAAUGUUGAUACGGCCAAAGCAGUCUUAGAAUAAAUAUAAAAGAAUGGCUAUCAAUUCAUUUUAAUAAAGAAAUAUA
Drosophila albomicans is the source of this 1366-nucleotide messenger RNA. RefSeq names its product fibrinogen-like protein 1. The transcript is spliced from 2 exons. NCBI's taxonomy places the organism in Eukaryota, Metazoa, Arthropoda, Insecta, Diptera, Drosophilidae. The record is from RefSeq and is a predicted model, not a curated record. The coding region runs from base 38 to 1318 and encodes 426 amino acids.